AUGGGGGUACGAAGCCUACGCCCCAUUAGAAAGGCAAAAGACACGUUUGCAUUAAAAUCUGACUCGAGGGUACUGGUCACCGGCGCCAAUGGCUAUAUUGCGAGCCAUGUAGCAAACGAAUUGCUCAAGCUGGGAUAUCGCGUGAAGGGCACUGUUCGCGAGCCGAAACCCUGGCUCGAUAAGAUUUUCAAUGAUCGCUACGGCCAAAACAGAUAUACUUCCGCCAUAUUGCACAGCUAUGAUAAUGUUGGCAAAAAUUGUGACAUACUGGAAGGGGUAGAAGCGAUCAUACAUCUGUCCGGAAAUAUCGUCGUAACAGACAACCCGGGGGUGAUUCUGCCUUCAGUUAAACUAGUUACAAAUGUGCUGGAAGCAGCGGCGACGAAGCCAUCCAUCACACGGGUAGUUUUAGCAUCGUCGUCCAUGGCAGCCUAUACCCCCAUUCCCGACAAGGAAGGGGUGAUCAUUACGGCAGACACCUGGAAUGACCGCGCGGUUCGAGAGGCUUGGGAUGCUCUUCCAGCCCAGCUAUCAACGACAGUUGAUUCUCAAUGGAAAAAGAGGCUCGCCAUUUACUCCGCAUGCAAAACGGAGAUGGAACGACAGGCCUGGAAUUGGAUCACAAAGAAUAAACCAUCGUUUGAGUUUAACGCCGUCCUGGCAGCCUUUACGGUAGGGAAGAUCAUUCAUAGACAAAUCGGUGGCUCCACGAUGGGCUGGGUCCGCGGCCUCCUGAAAGGAGAAAAGCAGCCAUUACUUCUUGUGCCUCCGAAAUGGUUUGUCGAUGUGGAAGAUGUGGCCCGCUUAUUCGCUAUUGCCGCCUGCGACUCUACCGUACGAGGACAGCGAUUGUUCGCCUUUGCGGAGUCCCACAAUUGGACAGACAUUAUUCAAAUAUUGCGCGCCUGUCAACCCAGCCAUCCGCUGAUCCUAGAACCGCCAGCAGAAGAAGGCAGGGACUUGGCGAAGAUCCUUCCGCGAGGACGAGCAUUGGAGCUGUUGAGGAAAUGGUACGGGCAGCGACAUUGGACGCCGAUCGCACUCAGCAUCAAGAGAGGGCUGGAGAGCCAGUGA
This is a messenger RNA of Aspergillus lentulus, 1074 nucleotides long. NCBI's taxonomy places the organism in Eukaryota, Fungi, Ascomycota, Eurotiomycetes, Eurotiales, Aspergillaceae. The record is from RefSeq and is a predicted model, not a curated record.